Molecule: messenger RNA, 4304 nt
Organism: Maniola jurtina (meadow brown)
Lineage: Eukaryota; Metazoa; Arthropoda; Insecta; Lepidoptera; Nymphalidae
Product: collagen alpha-1(XVIII) chain-like
Exons: 31
Coding region: 288-3797 (1169 amino acids)
Source: RefSeq, a predicted model, not a curated record
UGUGGGAGGUUAGUACGCUACAUGAAUAAUAUGUUCCGUCAAUGUCAUGCGCUUUAGCGCUCGCGAAAAAGCGUUUUCGCUGACGGCCUGCGGGUGUGUGCCGACCACGUGAUUUUGACAGACGAAAAGCCGGUCUUUUCCAUUUGUUGUGAAGCGCUGUGAGAGUGAUUCUUCCCCGAUAAGGCUAUAAACGACGAUGUUUUGAGCGAUGUCCGAGUCCGUGUGAGAUCAAAGGAGCUUGCAUCAAGGGUGUCAAUUAAAUAUUACUAGGGCAAUCUACGUUCAAGAUGGAGUGUGCUCGAUUACAUUCCUUCUUACCACGUCGAUUGACUUUUGAGUACAUAUGGCUAGCACUUGUAAUAAGUUUGACGACGUGUACAGCCAAUGACGGCCUUUUUGGAUCAAAAUAUCCGAAUGAUAUCCCGGAAUACGACUUGCUGCACGCGAUCGGAGUUCCUUUCAGCAAUCCAAAGACCCAGUACUUCGACGAAGGCCUCGACGGGUUCCCGGCGUAUGGACUUAAGCCUGGCUCCGAUAUUAAAUCACCCUACAGGCUGUUCAUGCCCGAGAAACUGUAUGCGGAAUUUUCAAUAACCGCCACUGUGAGGCCGGCGAACAAAGAUGGCGGGUUUCUCUUCUCUGUAGUCAAUCCAUUAGAAACUGUGGUCCAAUUGGGCGUUCAAUUAAUACCUUCUGGCCCCGGACUGACCAACAUCUCUCUUCUAUACACCGAUGCGAAUAUAUACGCCCUAAGUCAAACUAUUGCAUCCUUUGUCGUCCCGUCAUUUUCUAAGAAAUGGAGUCGAUUUGCGUUAAAGGUCACAAGUGAUAAUGUGACUUUGUUUCUGAAUUGUCAUGAGUUCGAUACAUUAACAGUGAAGAGGAACCCGCAAGAAUUGGUCUUUGACUCGGCAUCGACGUUGUAUGUGGGCCAAGCUGGACCACUGAUUCGAGGUGCUUUUCAUGGUGCUUUUCAAGAGUUGAAGUUGUACGGGUCGCCUUCUCAAGCUGAGGUGCAAUGUGUGAAUACCUAUGAGGAAGUAAUCCAAGGCGGCGAUAACGAAGAGAUUGAUAUUGACAAUUUUUUGGUGGACCAAGAAGAAGGUGACUCUGAAGGCUCGGGAAGGUAUGGGACCAUACCUCCCUUCCCUCCUCCGCCACCCGGCCUGGAUGGAUACCCGCUGCGGCUUAGAGGUGAAAAAGGAGAACGGGGACCAAGGGGUCCACCGGGAGAGUCGAUACGGGGGCCUCCCGGACCGCCAGGCCCACCAGGGGCUCCAGGCCAACCAGGCACCACGGCUCUUGCAGAAAUGUCAGGAUCUGGUGAUGAUAGGAAUGUGGUAAAGCAAAUCUUCGGUGAGAACUACUCAUCGGGUGGUCAGUGCAGCUGCAACUCUAGCGUCAUACUAUCACUACUCCAGACCCAUCCAGAGCUACAAGGUCCACCUGGACCACCGGGCAUGGUUGGAGCUGAUGGCCGAACUGGGGCACCAGGUAUCGCUGGUCAGCCAGGAAUGCCUGGAGAGCGUGGACCUAUGGGGCUGAGAGGUGAAACAGGUGACCGAGGAGAUGAUGGCCCUCGAGGACCGGAAGGUCACUCUGGUCCCAAAGGUGAACCGGGUGUUGAUGGACGACCAGGCAGUACUGGUCCUCCCGGGCCCCCCGGACCUCCAGGAACAUCUGAUUAUAGUAAUUUUGAGUCGAAUUGGAAGCCAAGACAAAUAUACAAGGAAUCAUUAUUGGGAUCCUACGGUGGUGCUAUUGGAAGACCAGGGGCUCCAGGACCUAAGGGUGACGCAGGCCAACCAGGACCCAUCGGGUUACAAGGAGAGAGAGGAUUCCCUGGCCAAAAGGGGGAGAGAGGUUAUCUAGGCCAAACCGGACCUAAAGGAGACCGUGGUUAUACGGGGACCAAAGGUGACCGAGGAAUAAAAGGCGAUCGUGGUACUCCAGGAUUGGAUGGCCGACCUGGUCUUCCAGGAGCCAAUGGACGAUUCGGCGAGAAAGGGGAAAAGGGUGAACAAGGAAUACCCGGUCCACCAGGCCCUCCAGCUUUGCCAGUAGGCGUCCUCGCUUCAGAAGAAUCAGAGUUCCUAUCAGCUGGUCGACUACAAGUGACCAAAGGCGAUAAGGGCGAAAAGGGCGAAAAAGGAAGCAACGGCAACGAUGGUACUCCAGGAUUUCCUGGUAAAGAUGGAAAGAAUGGUGAACGUGGUGAUAUUGGACCUUCGGGAAUGCCCGGUAUCGCAGGACCGCCUGGUUCACCAGGCUUGAAAGGAGACAGAGGUGAACGUGGCCCUCCCGGUCCUGUCAGUAUCACAUCAGCUACCGGCUCUGAUAUUAUGACUAUCAAGGGCGAAAAAGGAGAACCUGGCUUAAGAGGUAGAAGAGGAAGGCCAGGUCCACCAGGUCCACGUGGACCACAGGGUCUGCAGGGUAUACCUGGUAAACCUGGUGAGAAAGGUGAUAUUGGCUUGCCCGGAUGGGUGAAUAUGAAGGGUCGACCUGGAACAUUAGGACCUCCUGGAGUUCCAGGACUCAUAGGACCGAAAGGCGAAAAAGGCGAUCCAGGAAUAAACAUUCUAGAUGCUUCUAUGUUCAAAGGUGAAAAGGGAGAUCGAGGCUACGAUGGAACGCCUGGUCCAAAAGGGGCCCAGGGUCCACCAGGUCCCGUUGGACCACCUGGCCCUAAAUCUGAUCCAGUCCAGUUUGUACCCGGGCCACCUGGACCUCCUGGUCCUCCAGGACCACCAGGAACUCCUGGAAUAUCAAUCGUCGGACCGAAAGGUGAACCCGGCGUCAGCUUCGUUGAAGAAUAUCCGGUACAUGGAAGUACAAAGUUCUAUGGCAAACCAGUUGUAAAAAGUCCUUUAGACCAACUGAAAGAAAAGGCUCUGAAAGAAUUACAUGAUCUGAAAGAUAGAAAUAAAGAAAAUCCACCUUCAUCCAGUUCGGAGUCCAGAGCUCAUCAUGAUGAAUCGAACAGUAAUAAAAAUGUAUUAGGUGCUGCAGUAUUCCCUACGACUUCAGAUUUGAUGAAGCUAGCCUCAACAAGUCCUGUGGGUGCACUUGCGUAUGUCGUAGAAGAACAGGCUUUAUUCGUCAAAGUCAACUCAGGCUGGCAGUAUGUUAUGCUGGGAUCACUGGUCACUCAAAACAUACCAGUAACCGCUGCCCCGACUCCAGCUACCCCGCCGAUGCCCGCAGCCAGUCUGGUGCAUAUGCCACCAAUAUCGAACAUGAUCGACAACUCCAUACCAAUGGGACCAAGCCUUCGUCUGAUAGCUCUAAACGAGCCGCUAUCGGGCAACAUGCACGGCGUACGUCGAGCGGACUAUGCUUGCUACAGACAAGCGCGGCGAGCUGGAUUGAAAGGAACAUUCAGGGCUUUCCUUACUAGCAGAAUUCAAAACCUCGAUGCAACUGUUAGAUAUGCGGAUAGACACUUGCCUGUCAUAAAUAUACAAGGUGAUACUCUCUUCAAAUCGUUCUCAGACAUAUUCGACGGCAACGGUGGAACCAUGGUGGGACCUUUAAGAAUUUACAGUUUCAGUGGAAAAAAUAUUAUGAUGGACUCAAAUUGGCCUCAAAAGUUAAUCUGGCACGGCUCGCAUGCAAGCGGUGAGAGAGCGCUCGACACCUUUUGCGAAGAGUGGCAAAAUGGGGACCCAACGAGUAGGGGCAUGGCUGCCUCGCUUUACUCCCAUAAGCUGCUCUCGCAAGAGAGGUACCCGUGCAACAACCAUUUCGCAGUGCUAUGCAUAGAAGCCACAUCACACAUGAAAGAAAUACGUUAAGGUAUAAUUUAACAUCUGAUCUAGAUGAAGAAGACUACUUAUACAACGCGGAGGAAUACCAACAACUACUCAACGAUAUAUUUGCUCAACCUUUUAGGGAAAAUUAAGAUUACCUUUUCCUAUUGUAAUUUAAUUUAUUAACCAAUGUAACAAAAAUGCCUCCAUACUUUUAGUUACCACAACUGAGAAAUACUUACGAGUAUAAACUAUGCAUAAUGUCAAAGGUGUUUGAAGUAUGAUAAACCGCACUUGACCAGCGUGGUAGUUUUUGGCCAAUCCUUCACAUUUUGAGACGAGAUCCUUGCACAGUAGUGAGCCGGCAAGGGGUUAAUGGAGAUGGAAUAUGCUAUUCAUUAAACGCUGUUUUAUUCUACAGAAGCGGCAAAUUCACAAAUUUGCGGCACGGCUUUUCCGAUAGGGAGGUAACUAGCCACGACCAGAGCCUCCCACCAGACCAGACCAGGAAAAUCUGAAAAUUAUAAAAUACCAAUUUUCCUCUGCCGGGAA